This is a messenger RNA of Podarcis muralis (Common wall lizard), 4742 nucleotides long. RefSeq names its product sodium-dependent neutral amino acid transporter B(0)AT3-like. Gene Ontology annotation, biological process: nitrogen compound transport; sodium ion transmembrane transport; amino acid transport. NCBI's taxonomy places the organism in Eukaryota, Metazoa, Chordata, Lepidosauria, Squamata, Lacertidae. The record is from RefSeq and is a predicted model, not a curated record. Gene Ontology annotation, cellular component: plasma membrane.
AUGUUAUAGCUCAGUAGCAGAUCCCAUGCUUUGCAUCCCAGAUUCAGUCUCCAGUUUAAAAGACCAGGUGGCAGGAUAAUGGGAAAGACAUCUAGUCACUGCUAGUCAAAGUAGACAAUAAUGCACUAGAUGAGCCAAUAUUAGCAGCACACAGCAAUUUCAUCCGUUCUUGGCAGAGCUCUUAGAAUCACAGGACUUAGAUGUGCUUUCUCUAAUUACACAGAAAGAUUACACUGUUGCUGACUCUUUGAAAGUGAGAUGUUUCAUGCAAGAACCAAACAUAUUGGGGUGAAAUACCUCUAUGUGUAUGAUGUGGUACAAGAUGGACUUGUUGAAUUGGCAUAUUAUCAAACCAAAGAAAUGACAGUCAAUAUUCUGACCAGUCCUCGACCAAGAGACUGUUUUGAGAACCUUUGAGUUAAGAUGGGAUUCCCAGUGGUUCAUUUAUUGAGAAGGGGUUUGUGGGUUAAUCAGUUUCACAUAACCAACAUGCUUAAGUCUAAUUAAUGCAUGAAGGGGUUAAUACCAUAGAGUAUGCUGUCCUGUCAGGCUUCACUAUCUACUUCCCCUCAACUUGGAAGGAACUACGUAAUCAAGCCUUUGUUCUCCAGUUUACUUGAGAAGCUCAGCAUGUGAAGAGGUUUGAGUUGGUUGCUCCAGCUCAACUGCAUGGCUCUCAGCAUCCAUUCUUGAGUUCCUCUACCAAUAAUUUAGGAACUUCUGCCGCUUUGUAACUAAGGUGAAUAUUACUGCCUGUGCAACCUUUUAUGAAACACAUGAACCUGACCUUUGAAGAGUGUGUAAGUAAACCAUUUUUAACUUACCAAACGUGUGGUCUUUUUCCUAUGCUAGGGAAAGAGGGAACCUUUGGGAAAAGUAAUACAAUUUAGUUUGGACUGAAAGGGUUAAAUUAUAUCUUUACUGCUUCCAAGAGGUAAGACUUUUUCUGUUAACUUCAGUGCCUCAACUCUGUAAUUUGUGUGGCUGUAGGUUGCUAGGUUGUUUUAUCUGGAUUCUUUGGUGUGAUGUCGCAGAUGGAAGUUCCAUCCAUUGUUCAUAAUUCCUCUUCUGCCCCCCCCCUUGCUGCUUACAUGGUGAGUGAGGAGGUUCAGUUGCCUGGCUGCUACUAAUAUUGGAGAAAUAUGUGGUGAAAGGAAAAAAAGAGGUUGUAAAGAUGGCAACUGAUCAACCCGAAAGCAGCUCUAAACACUCACACAGGCCCAAGUGGGAUAGUAAAUUCCAGUACCUUUUAAGCUGUUCUGGAUUUGUUGUGGGUCUUGGAAAUGUGUGGCGUUUUCCAUACUUGUGCCAAACCUACGGAGGAGGAGCAUUCCUGAUUCCAUACAUCACCACGCUUGUGUUGGGAGGCAUCCCUGUAUUUUUUCUUGAAUUAGCUGUAGGGCAACGUUUGAAAAAAGGCACCAUUCGACUCUGGUGGCACAUCUCACCUUACCUGGGAGGACUAGGUUACAGUUCACUGAUAGUGUCCUUCCUAGUGAGUGUGUAUUAUAAUAUGCUUUUGGCCUGGAUUUUGUGGUAUUUUAUAAACUCUUUCCGAAACCCAUUACCUUGGAGUUCCUGCCCAACAGAUACCAGCAAACCAGAACUUAUUGAAGAAUGUCACAAAAGCACACCUACCAAUUAUUUCUGGUAUAGGUACACUUUAAACAUAAGCACGGAUAUUGGAAACAGUGGCCCACUUCAGUGGUGGCUGGUUUUAUGUUUGGCAGCCUGCUGGUUAAUUGUGUUCAUUUGUACAGUACGAGGAAUUGAAUCGACUGGAAAGGCAAUGUAUUUUACAGCCCCAUGUUCUUACCUAAUUCUAACAUUAUUCCUAAUUUAUGGACUGACUCUCCCAGGAGCCGUUCACGGAUUACUCUACUUCAUGACUCCUAAUCUCAAGAAGAUCAACAAUCCACGUGCCUGGCUUGAUGCAGCCACCCAGAUAUUUUCCUCUCUUUCUUUAGGAUUUGGGGGACUCAUAGCAUAUUCAAGCUACAACCCGUCAAUUAAUGACUGUGAACUGGAUGCUGUCAUGAUAGCAGCAAUAAAUUCUUUGACUUCUUUGUUUGCAUCAAUCCCAAUUUUCUCAAUUCUGGGGUUCAAAGCAACAGUGGCCUAUGAAGAAUGCUUGGAAAGAAAUGUUAAAAGCAUCACCAAGGCAUUCAGGAAAGACAACAUCACUGUAGACAGCAGCGCAUUUUGGCUCAGUUAUUUGAAUGGAACAGAUAUCAAUAAACUGGCAUCUCUCAAACUGGCAAAUUGUGAUCUCCAGUAUUUCCUUGAUAAGAGUGUUUCUGGAACCGGCUUGUCCUUUAUUGUGUUCACUGAAAUCGUCAUUAAGAUGCCUGGAUCGAACACUUGGGCGAUUCUGUUUUUUCUCAUGCUGUUCAGUCUUGGUGUAUCUUCCAUUUUUGGACUCAUUCAAAGUAUCUUGACGCCUGUCACGGAAUCUCCCAUUGUGUCUAGAUACAUAUGCAAGGAGGCUGUAUGUGGUUUAAUAUGCCUUUCUGCUUUUCUGCUGGGCCUGCUUUUUGCUCUGAGAUCAGGAAACUACUGGCUUGAGAUGUUUGAUGCCUUUGGGGGAACCAUGCCUUUGCUAGUCAUUGCUUUCUUUGAAGUGAUGGCUGUUGCAUUUGUUUAUGGAAUGAAAAGAUUCAGUGCAGAUGUGGAAAAGAUGAUAGAAAGACCACUAAAAGGCUAUUGGAAGGCAAUGUGGCUAUUUUUCUCGCCAGGGACAAUGCUCCUAAUUUUUUUAUUCUAUGUACUUGUUGAGCCACCAUCAAGCUACAAUACUUGGAACCCAAAUUAUGUACAUUUUCCUGCAAAAGAGUCAAAAAAGUAUCCUCCCUGGGCUGUCAUCAUCUCUGAGAUGCUUGAAACUGUACCAUGUUUGAUGAUCCCUUUCGGAGCCAUUUAUCAACUUUGGAAAAUUGUGUUGAAAAAGAAACUGUUACAAAUAAUACAUCCAGACACCAGCACUGGUAGCACCUGAUCUUAACUUUUGUUUCAGCGAUCUGGUCACCCUUGUUUUCCCCAUCCUAUCCUGACCAAUAAAAAACCCACACAUGUAUCCUCAAAUUCAAGGUAUUCAAUCAGUAAGAAUGUAGGGAUUUCUACGUAAAACCAUUUUCUAAAUAAAUGCAUCUUUAUAUAUAACACUUAGGAAUGUUCAUAAUGCAUAACACAUAAAUUAUCUAGUAAGUCUUACUACGCCAACCAUAUAAGGCAGGUCCACAUUCUUAUCCCUAUAUUGCAGGUGUGGGGGCUGAAUCUGAAAGAAAGUGCUUUGCCUAAGGCCAUUCGGUACAUGAGAUUUAGAAAAGGGAAAACUGCUAGGGGCUGAUUACAAAAUGAUGACAUUAUAAGUGGACACCCUCCAAAACAUAAGUGGACAGAACAUGGUAAUUCCACAGUAAGGAUCUUUUCAGGCACUACCCUUAUGACUGAUUGAGAUAUAUAAAUAAUAACUGGAAUUUAGAAGACACAAUCCAUUAAGUCACAAGUUGUAUUUUCUAAAUUGGAGAUCUGAGUCUUACCAAGUAAAUGGGCUAUUACCAAGAAAGAUACAACAACUAUUGUUGCUGAAAGGCCAUGUGCAGUACAAUAAUAGUCUUGAUUACUCAGCAAGGUUUAAGGAAAACCUCAUGGUUCUGGCAGCCACAAUUACAAAAUAAUGUGCUACCGAGUUUUUAAAACAGAAGUCACAUUUUUAAAAGCAAUUUACAAGGCUUAGUGAACGGAACACAGAAACUUGUAGCCAUAGAUCACUUUAUAGGUAAGAUACCAGAAUAAGCAUCUCACCAUUGUUGGAUUACAGAAAAAUAUAUUUCCCCCUGACAGUUCCAGGUUAGGUGAAUUUUUUACACGGUAAAAAAUAGAACUAAAAAUGGAGCAUAUCCCAUUACUUACUUUGCUGAUAAAAUACUUUGAAAAAGUCACUUUGAGCUCAUGUAUUCAUGACACUAAGUGUACUUUCAGGCACCAAAUUACUACAUUUUCCCUGCUUUGGGAUACAGGAGGUUGACUUAGCUAUUUAUUCCUUUUUCUUUUUUAAAGGAAAAAUAAAUUGGUUUACCUAUAAUAGGACCGCAUCUAUCAAUCCAGAAUGGCUUUGAAAUCUCCAUAUAGUGAUGGUUCUGUCACUUCCUUCAGAAGCUGUACAGAAGCUUCUGGAAUUUGCUGGAGCAACCGUAUUUCACCUGAAAAGAUUAAUGCUAAAAUCAACCAAUCGCUGCUCCGAUAGACAAAUAAUUCCAAACAGGGUUAUUGGGUGGUCCACAGGCUGUCUUUUAAAACGAAGGCGGCCAUUUUUUGCCAAUGCAAUGCCUCUGGGCUGCAUGGCACAUUGGCACACCCCAUCCCUGCACUCCCAAGGACAUUUUGAAACUGCACGUGAUGGGGAGCAGGCUUCCUAGCUGCUUCAAGCACCCCCCUCCUGUGGUUUCCAGUAUUUGGAAGAAAUGCUGCCUCCUAGAGUGGAGGGAGAGCAAUAGUCAUAAUGGCUAGGCCUCCCCCAAUGAAUCUGUCUAAUCCCCUUUUAAAGCCAACCAACUUAGUGACCAUCACAGCCUCCUGGGGAAGAAAGUUUCGUAGUUUGACCAUAAACUGGCCCAUCCCUAAUAUACAUAAAAAGGAAUUAUAUGGCUAUUUAAAAAUACAGUGGUGCCUCGCAAGACGAAAAGAAUCCGUUCCAUGAUUCUCUUCGUCUAGCGGUUUUUUUGUCUUGCGAAGCAACCCUA